UCGAGAACCUGUCUGAAGUGUUAUUCCAGCGCUUCCUAGUCUUUACAUAGUCUUUUUCCCUAUAAUCAAGAAACGUCUCUCAAGUCGUGUUCCAACCAGAUGACUCCAUCUCUCUCUUGGACUGUUUCCUUCAUCCUCAGAAUAGGUGUCUGAGGGUCUUCAUCUCCGCUGGAAUCUUUACUUGCAAUUUGAUCAAGUCAGCUAUCCAAAAUGAGUUUUCAUUCAAGAACCACUUUACUUUGAGCUCGUAGCGGAAAGAGCAGAUUAACUUUCAGUUUCUCAUAUGGAGUCCCAUAUGCUUAGCCAUCAGCUGAGAAAGAUUGAUACCAAGUCGGAGCAUAUCCCGUUCGAGGGUCCACCUAUUCGGGAGCCAAUGCCGCCACUAGAGAGAGGUUCACUUGCUUACCUUGCCGGGUCACCAGGAGAGGUUGUGCAGAACAAGACCAAUAACCCGAUCUCUGCUAAGGAGCAAUACGGAUCGGAUAAGAGAGGAUCCAUCUUCUCGGGGGAGUCUAAAAGAAGACCACCACUUCCAUACGGAAAAGAUUCGAACCUGCAGUCUUCAGGUCAUGAGCCUGAUGAGUUUUCUUCCUCUACCCAGCGUCUUCCCCUUCUCUUUCUUUCACAAUUCCCACCUAGGUCCCCCGCUUUGUUAGCUUGGCCGGGAUAG
Arabidopsis thaliana (thale cress) is the source of this 670-nucleotide messenger RNA. RefSeq lists its product as uncharacterized. The record is from RefSeq and is marked reviewed. The coding region runs from base 284 to 670 and encodes 128 amino acids. The transcript has 3 exons. NCBI's taxonomy places the organism in Eukaryota, Viridiplantae, Streptophyta, Magnoliopsida, Brassicales, Brassicaceae.